This is a messenger RNA of Fukomys damarensis (Damara mole-rat), 1688 nucleotides long. RefSeq names its product TUB like protein 3 (gene Tulp3). The record is from RefSeq and is a predicted model, not a curated record. Gene Ontology annotation, biological process: protein localization to cilium. The coding region runs from base 18 to 1349 and encodes 443 amino acids. Lineage: Eukaryota; Metazoa; Chordata; Mammalia; Rodentia; Bathyergidae. Gene Ontology annotation, cellular component: cilium. The transcript has 10 exons.
CCUUUGAAGAUGAGACUAUGAAGCUUCGACAACUGAAACUAGACAAUCAGAGAGCACUGCUGGAGAAGAGGCAGAGGAAGAAGCGCCUGGAGCCACUCAUGGCCCAGCCAAACCCAGAAGCCGGGCUGCGUCGGCUGAAGCCCAGCAGCAGUGAGGAGCACGCGCUUUUGGUAGAACCUCAGACUCUUCACAGCAAUGUCAUCCUGCAUGGCAUUGAUGGUCCAGCUGUCUUCCUACAGCCUGAUACUCAUGAUGUGGAAACCAAGCCUCCUAUUCUCUCGGUAGGCUCUUGUGCUACAGAGGAAGAUACUGAAGGCAGUGUUGAUGGAGAAAGCACUGUAAAUUCUACUUCCAAACAAGACCUUCAGGAAAUUCUCCAAAAACACGGUAUCUCAGGUAGUUUGAACUUUGAUGAGGACAAGACUGAUGAUGAGGAAGAAGGACAAAAAACAAGUUUCCAGUUACAUUAUUCAAAAACAGAGAGACCCACUUCUGCAUCCAGCCAGAACUCAGCCACCAGCACAGGAGCUUCAGGCACUGCAGCCCCACAGGUUGACACCCAGCUGAGAGAAGUGGAGAACCUGGAGGACUUUGCAUACAGUCCUGCUCCUCGAGGUACCACAGUGAAGUGCCGGAUAACCAGGGAUAAGAAAGGAAUGGAUCGGGGCCUCUUCCCCACAUACUUUAUGCACUUGGAAAAAGGUGACAAUCGGAAGAUAUUUCUUCUUGCAGGUAGAAAGCGGAAAAAGAGCAAAACAUCCAACUAUCUGAUCUCCACCGACCCAACAGAUUUGUCUCGAGAAGGAGAAAGUUACAUUGGCAAACUCAGGUCCAACCUCAUGGGGACCAAGUUCACAGUGUAUGACCACGGUGUCAGCCCCGUGAAGGCCCAGGGUCUGGUGGAGAAGGCCCACACCCGGCAGGAGCUGGCUGCCAUCUGCUAUGAAACAAAUGUGCUUGGAUUUAAAGGGCCUAGGAGAAUGUCUGUGAUUAUUCCAGGGAUGAAUAUGAAUCAUGAACGGAUCCCAUUUCAGCCACGAAAUGAUCAUGAGAGCUUGCUUUCCAAAUGGCAGAGCAAAGCCAUGGAGAACCUGAUUGAGCUGCACAACAAAGCCCCGGUCUGGAAUGACGAUACGCAGUCCUACGUCCUGAACUUCCAUGGCCGGGUCACUCAGGCGUCAGUGAAGAACUUCCAGAUAGUGCACGAUAAUGACCCUGACUACAUUGUCAUGCAGUUUGGGCGUGUGGCAGAUGACGUGUUCACACUGGACUACAACUACCCACUGUGUGCACUCCAGGCCUUUGCCAUCGGGCUCUCCAGCUUUGACAGCAAGCUGGCAUGUGAAUGAGAGGAGCAUCAAGGAGCUGCUCCACACAUGGCUCCCAGGAGCAGAAGUCAGCCCUCCAGAUGGUCUCUGAGCACAUGUAUACGUGUGUGUGUGUGCACAUGUGCUCACGGGUGUGUACGUUCACAAACACCCCUGCUUUGGGUUGGAGAGACUCUGUCAGGGUGCAGUGUGUAAUGGGUAACCAAGUGUUCACAGCCAGAAAGCUCCUUGUCAGGAACUGGUGACCUCUGAAGUUGCUGUCCUGCAGCUGAAGAAUUGAAUUGGGCUCUCACAGGGUUUUUUUUGGUACCAGGGAUUGCACUCAGUACCUUGCACUUGCCAGGCAGCACAGUGCCACUG